This is a messenger RNA of Punctularia strigosozonata HHB-11173 SS5, 1815 nucleotides long. RefSeq lists its product as uncharacterized. Lineage: Eukaryota; Fungi; Basidiomycota; Agaricomycetes; Corticiales; Punctulariaceae. Bases 1 to 1815 code for a protein of 604 amino acids. The record is from RefSeq and is a predicted model, not a curated record. Gene Ontology annotation, molecular function: metal ion binding. The transcript has 4 exons.
AUGUCCCUCUACAAAUCCCUCCGCUGCAGACAUUUUGACGACCGCGGUCGCCCCCAUCGUCCGGGCUGCCCGCGGCCCGCUACAUGCCGUUUUGCGCACCCGGAGGACCGCCAAUGGGCCACCGCCGGUCCCUCCAGGCAUGGCGGCGCGGGCAGGCCCAGCCCCGCCCGCACCGUCGUCAGCGUGGACUCGCCCCGUUUUCGCAUGUCGCCUUCAUUGCGCCCUGGUCCCCGUGCUCCGCGUACGCGUUCUCCGAGUCUGGCGCAGGGCCGGAGGCUGCCGCUGCCGCUGCCGUUGCCAUCGCAGUCCGAGCUUUUCCAUCGGUGCAAGGUCGAGGAUGACGAGAAUGAUGUCUCGCUCGCGUCGCGGCUGUCGGUUCGAUUGGACUACGGUAGCGCGGACGACGACCGCUCCGCCGCCAGACCCGGCCCAACGCGAGGGCGUGAAGUGUCGCGUAAUCCGGUGCGACGGAGGCGGCCUAGCAACGGUGACCCGUUUUUGACUGCAUCGGCUAUGGCACCUCCCGGUCGUGGUCGGGUCGAUCGCCCAGCACGUGCAGGAUCAGAGCGCCGCACAGCGCGCCCAUUCAGUGUCCUUGAGAUUGGCGCGGAGGCGAGCAGAUCAACUGAGCAUGUCGCCACAGACGCGCCCGUAAUCCCAGCCGCACAUCCAGAUACAGGUCCGGGGUCAGCCUGUGCUUCAUCGACUAAGGCUAAUGGAUCAAUCAUCCCAUCGGUGGCCAGCAAGGACGCCAUCGAGCUCAUACUUGCCUCCUUUCGAGACAUCGCACGAAACACGCAUAUAAUCACGCGUUCUACUGUCGCACUUCACGACACUGUCUUCAAGCUCGAGCAAUUCGCAAAUCUAUCUUCCAAGCUUCCCAUCUCCGAAUCGACCUCUAAAGCGUUGUCCGUGGCCAUAGCUCCCUUGCUUGCGGAACGAGCAAAGCACGAGCAACUAGUUCAUGAUAGUGAGGAGAAUGCACAGAAGCAAUGGGAAGGCGUAUUCAAGACCUUCAUUGGCGGCGUCAUUGAGGGUGUGGAGCAGAGUUUAGGAGGCGUCAUCGUGAACAUGGAGCGCCGUGUCAAAGACUCGGAAGAAAAUUUUGCUCGUAUCCUGAGGAGCGCUGAAAAAAGCAGAGAAGUCUUGGAAACUGCUGCGAAGAACGAUAGGCAAAAUAGGGCCGGAAAACGUAUGUACUCCGGUCUUGAUACGGAGCAAGCCCAAAAUAUGGACGGAUUUGCUGGCGUCCAAUUGGAGAAUCGGGAAGUAUCCAAGCGGAGGAGGAUCGAGGAUAGCCCGGGCAGACGGAGUGUCCCGAGCAUUUCGGCGAGUCGCGAGAGCGCUAGUGAGCGGGAGACCCGCACCCUCGUAGACCAAAUGAAGGCGAUGGUGGAUGAUCAGGCGCGAAUGCUUGAAAACCUGAGAAGGGAGAACCAUGAGCUCCGUUCGGGCCAACAUCUUCCACCGUCCCUGGAUUCGCCUGGCCGAACGGCAUACGCUAGAUGCAAAGACGAUGCUAACAUGAGUUCAAAACCAAGUCCCUCUCUACCAUCGUUGAGUUAUUCUCUCAGCGCAGGGUCGACGUCGAGCACGACGUCCUACCCCGCGUUAGCAUCUACGGAAUCGCUAUCCGAACCGACGAUCCCUUUUGUGUACACCGGACAAGCGCUGGAGCUCGGAGGAGCAUCACACCAUACAUGGGAGGAAGGCCAGAUUGACAUUAUCAGGAAUAUGCUCACGGCGCUUUACAAGGCGCCUCUGAAUCCGACGGACCCGACGGCAUCGAACAGCGCAAUCCUUCGAGAUCGCUGA